GGGAAGAGGCGGAGUCUGCAGCUUGACAACACGGAAGAGAAGAUGACCGCGGGUCCGUGACCGAGCUCCGGAGACUCAUGGGCUCCACAGCAGCUGCUCCGCGCGCUGAAAGAUGCUCAUCACGCUGUGCUACAUCUACCUGUGGCUGCGCUUCCAGAGACACUACACGGCCGUGAUCCGCAGCGCGUUACACCGCCUCAGCGCCGGACACCGCAGCUUCACCUUCAGCGCGCUGCAGCCCGAGAGACUCGAUCUGCCCCGCGAGCACGCGCUCUUCCUCAGGCUCGGAGACAGAGUCAUCUACAUCACCGAGCCGCAGUCGUGUGUUGACCUCAGUAAGUGGACACUGUUGGGCUCUUCACUAAUUUCUGGUCAGCGGCUAGAAAGCAUCGCCUUCAUCAUACAGGCCACAUCAAGACCAGCUCCAGCGUCUCCAUACAGGACCACUGAGAGAGUGAGUCAAGAUCUACACACACACACCACUGAGAGAGUGCUGAACUGGUCAGAUUACUGUCUGCCGUUAGCCUACAGUCCAGGACAGCCGUACCGGGCCAUCGCUGAAGCCAGCCUGGAGAACUUCAGCCGCCUCGGUGUGGCUUUUAUGGAAGAUCGUCUGCACAUGGGCAACGGCCUCCGACCUGAAAAGAUCGUUUCCGUGUUACUCCGAGAGACGGCGCUCCGAGAGCUGUUCGAGCAGCAGCAGCAGGAUCAGGAUCAGGAGCAUCAUCAGGAGGAGCCGGAGCUCCCGUCCCGACACCAGCACAUGGACGGACACCACCUGCACCUCUCCAGCUGCCACGAGUGUCAGGAGCUGGAGAACAGCACCAUCCUGUCUGUGAAGUACGCCUCCGUGGAGAACAUCCCGGAUCUGCCGGAUGACUGCGCCGCUGCGGACGAGGAGGAGGAGGAAGAGGAGGAGAGCAGGAGGAGGAACAGCAGCGGGAAGCCACCCAACGUGCUGGUGUUCACGGGCGGCUGCGAGGAGCAGUUCCUGAAGAUCCGCUCGCUCCUGGUGGAGUGUGUGGACACGGACUGCUACGCCAUCUACCACCUGCGUCCACAGCAGGCCCUGAGCGAGCCCUGGCUGGACAACACCCUGCUGCUGGUGCUGGCCACUGACCAGACGCUCACCCCACAGCUGCAGCUGCGCUUCCUGUCCUAUCUGAGCCAGGGCGGGAAGCUCCUGGGCCUGUCGUCCUCGCUGUGUCCCGCCGGACUCACGCUGCGGCCCGGAGACACACAGAAGGACCACCUCUGCAGCCUGACCUUCACCAAGUCCGACAGCACGGAGCUGCAGAUGAGUGUGUUGUCCAGCGGGAGCGUGUUCGUACGGGACGGAGCCGGAGGAGGAGACGUGGAGCUCUGGGGCGAGAUCAGUGGCCGGGACGAGAGGGAGAUGGCCAUCGUGCGUGUGACCCACGGAGCGGACAGCGGGGAGGCCGUCCUGUGUCAGGUGCGUUUGGAAACAGCUCCGGAUGCCCAUGAUGCCCAAGGCUUCUCCGAGCUGAAGAUGAGCAACGGCCGGCGCUACGAGGUUCUGACGGAGAUCCUGACGUCUCUAGGUCUGAGCUGUGAGCUGAGUCAGGUGCCGUCACACAGCCCCAUCUACCUGCUCAGCACAGACACGGAGCAGACGGGCCUCUUCCUGAGCUGGCUGCGGGCGCAGGCGGGUGAUUCGGGUGUUCUGCGGAGCGUGGAGGGGGAUCUGAAGGUGGUGUGGGCCGGAGACGAGUCGGUGGAUGUGUGUGAGGGUGAGCGUGUGUUACACACCGAGCCGCCCGAGAGCUUCUCUCAGCUCUUCAGCCUGCAGACGUACACACAUCACCUGCAGACGCAGCGGCUGGGCCGGACCGUCCUGUACGCAGACAUCACCUCCAGCACCAUGGACCUGCUGCAGGGGCGGAUGUUGCAGUCGCCACAGGAAGUGGGGUUAAUCGCCAUAGCAGCACGUCAGACACAGGGCAAAGGCCGCGGGGGGAACGCCUGGUUGAGUCCGCCGGGGUGCGCCAUGUUCACGCUCCACCUGCAGCUUCCUGUGAACUCACGCCUCGGACAGAGGAUCCCCUUCCUGCAGCACCUCGCCGCCCUCGCCGUGGUGCAGUCUGUGCGCACGCUGCCCGGAUACGAGGUGCACACACACCUGUGAUUG
Carassius auratus (goldfish) is the source of this 2149-nucleotide messenger RNA. Its product is annotated as biotin--protein ligase-like. Bases 113 to 2146 code for a protein of 677 amino acids. NCBI's taxonomy places the organism in Eukaryota, Metazoa, Chordata, Actinopteri, Cypriniformes, Cyprinidae. The transcript is spliced from 8 exons. Gene Ontology annotation, molecular function: biotin--[biotin carboxyl-carrier protein] ligase activity. The record is from RefSeq and is a predicted model, not a curated record. Gene Ontology annotation, cellular component: cytoplasm. Gene Ontology annotation, biological process: protein modification process.